AUGUCGGCGAAACAGGACGCAAUGGUUGACCAUGUCGAUCCUGACGUUACCGAGGAGGAACUCACUCCGAAGGAUAACCCCUUGCCCUGGUACAAGCAGACGGAACUCCGAAAGUUGUAUUUCAUGAUGCCGUUUCUGUUUCUCGCAUCAUCAACCCUCGGUUUUGACGGCAGUCUGCUUAAUGGACUUCAAACCAUGGACACAUGGCAGGCUUACUUUGAUCAUCCCACUGGUUCUCGCCUAGGACUUUACAGUGCCGUUCCCGGUCUCGGUGGCCUGGCUGUUCUGCCCAUAGCGCCCUAUCUCGCCGAUGUACUCGGCCGCAAGAUUGGAACCGCCGUCGGCUGCUCAAUGAUUGUUGCUGGCGCCUUGAUGCAGGCGUUGACACAAUCGUAUCCCCACAGCAGCCGCGAUGCGCUCUUCCUGAUCGGUCGUAUUCUGAUGGGUGCUGGAAGCAACGUUUCGAAUGCCACCGCUCCUCUCCUCAUCACUGAAGUUUCGCACCCAAGGCACCGCGCCAGAAUCACGACCAUCUACAACACAAUCUGGUAUCUCGGUGCCAUCAUCGCUGCAUGGACCUGCUUCGGAACUCUCGACAAUCUGUCUGGCGACCUGCAGUGGCGUCUUCCUAUGGGACUCCAGUGCCUCAUGCCUGGCAUUCUGCUCAUCGCAAUCUGGUUCAUCCCCGAGAGCCCUCGAUGGCUCAUCAGCAAGGAAAGACAUGAGGACGCGCGCAAGGUACUCGUCAAGUACCACGGCAACGGCGAUGAGAACGAUGCUUUUGUGCGCUGGGAACUGGCUGAGAUCUCCAAUACUCUUCAGCUCGAGCGUAGCGCCGCGGCCAACAAUGGAUGGAAGGAGCUGGUGCGCACCAAGGGCAACCGCAAGCGAUGCUAUCUCAUCCUUGCCACAGCUUUUUUCUCGCAGUGCAGCGGCAACGGUUUGGUUUCAUACUAUCUUUCUGUGAUUCUCAACAGCAUUGGUAUCGAAGACGCCAUCACCCAGUCCUACAUCAACGGCGGCUUGACCAUCUGGUGCUGGCUCGUCUCCCUCUUCGCCGCCUUCUUCGUUGACCGCCUAGGCCGUCGCUUCCUCUUCCUUUUUGCCGGCAUCGGCAUGCUCCUUUCGUUCUCCGUCUGGACUGCCUGCAGCGCGGUAUAUGAGCAGACGGGCUCGAAGCCUGCCGGCACCGCCGUCGUCGCCAUGAUCUUUGUCUUCUACGGCGUUGCCGGUGCAGCUUGGCCCGGUCUGACCGUCAGCUAUACCGUCGAAAUUCUGCCUUAUAACAUCCGAGCCAAGGGUCUCAUGCUCUGCUUCUUUGGCACCUCGGUCGCAGGCGUGUUCAACCAAUGGGUCAACCCACUUGGUCUCGAGGCUCUAGCAUGGAAGUUUUACUUUGUGUACAUUGCUGUCUUGGUCAUUGAGGUUCUCGUGAUUUACUUCUUCUUCGUGGAAACUAAGGGACCUACCCUUGAGGAGAUGGCCAUUCUUUUCGAUGGCCCAGAGUCUGCGGCUGCCUAUGGUCGGGCAGAGGCGCAUGCGAAGCUGCAGGUCACACAACAGGAGCAGAAGGAUGAGAAGACUGGAUUAUAA
Molecule: messenger RNA, 1593 nt
Organism: Verticillium nonalfalfae
Lineage: Eukaryota; Fungi; Ascomycota; Sordariomycetes; Glomerellales; Plectosphaerellaceae
Exons: 7
Coding region: 1-1593 (530 amino acids)
Biological process (GO): carbohydrate transport; transmembrane transport
Cellular component (GO): membrane
Molecular function (GO): carbohydrate:proton symporter activity
Source: RefSeq, a predicted model, not a curated record